CAAGAACAUACGUUCAUGAGUUGAGCAUGAGCACCAUUCAACAACAUCUAAGCAGCUAAAGCACUUAUUGUCCCAGACUCCAUGUUCUACCAGUCUUGAAGGAUCCAUUAAUGCUGCUGUAACGAAUUCACCAUGAGUGAUCUACAAAAAGCAUAUGCCAAAGCGAAGCUGGCACGCUACCCCGCCAAUCCUCCGAUUCCUUUUGAUGAAGCAGAAGAAGAGGAAGAGAAUGACGGCUUCGCUGAGCACCCAGUCGAUGACGACUCCUCUUCGGCGUCCUCUGCUUCAUCUGCUUCCUCAACUGGAACCAUAAUACCAUCUUCGAACCAGAACUUAUUUGCGCGACCUCAAGGAUCACCAAACAAAAGAAGCCUUGACCAAAUUCCUUGGACCGCCUACUUUGAGCGCGAGCUGUUCCUCGAGUCCGCAACCGAAUCCAUUACAAUAACACACCAUGCCUACCUCACAUCUCCAGUUGGGACUGCACCGCUAUUCGUCACACAUCAUGGAGCAGGCUCUUCUGGUCUCUCAUUCGCAGCUCUAACUGCUGAGAUUCGAAAGCUAUUACCCUCUGCUGGUAUUCUUUCCGUUGAUGCUCGAGGCCAUGGUUCCACAAAGAUUAGUCCUGAUCAAGAUCCCUUGGACCUGAGUUUACAAUCACUCAGCGAGGAUCUUCUAUCGGUGAUUGAUAAAACCAAAUCACAAAUGGGUUGGAAAGAAAUGCCACCUUUGGUCCUAAUCGGCCAUUCUCUUGGAGGCGCGGUUGUGACAGAUGUUGCGAAGGGGGGGAAAUUAGGCAAUGCCGUUCUUGGCUAUGCCGUUCUUGACGUUGUGGAAGGAUCCGCAAUCGAUGCAUUGCAGAGUAUGCAGACUUACCUUUCGACACGGCCGAUGGGCUUCUCGUCACUCCAAUCAGGCAUAGAAUGGCAUAUCCGCUCAAGGACGAUAAGGAACUCAAUAUCUGCGCGGACAAGUGUGCCCCCACUUUUGAUUAACAAUGGAGACUUAACUGGACCGAGAGCAUGGAAAUGGCGAACAGAUCUAGCUGCCACGCAACCAUUCUGGGAGGGAUGGUUCGUUGGACUCAGCAAAAAGUUUCUCGAGGCAAGAGGAGGAAAGCUGCUCCUUCUCGCUGGAACCGACAGGUUGGACAAGGAGCUUACGAUUGGCCAAAUGCAAGGUAAAUAUGCAUUGCAAGUCUUCCCCGAAGCUGGCCAUUUCAUCCAUGAGGAUCUCCCCGAAAAGACAGCUAUGGUUAUUGUUGAUUUUUAUAAGCGUAACGAUAGAAGUGCGCUUGUAUUACCACCAAAGGUGUCUGAUAUGUUAAGGGCCGGCAGGAAAGUGUAAGAAGGUACGGAGAAAACUAAGAACGACAUCAGGGCAGAGCAUCACCAAA
This is a messenger RNA of Amorphotheca resinae ATCC 22711, 1396 nucleotides long. RefSeq lists its product as hypothetical. NCBI's taxonomy places the organism in Eukaryota, Fungi, Ascomycota, Leotiomycetes, Helotiales, Amorphothecaceae. The transcript has 3 exons. Gene Ontology annotation, biological process: protein demethylation. Gene Ontology annotation, molecular function: protein methylesterase activity. Bases 133 to 1347 code for a protein of 404 amino acids. The record is from RefSeq and is a predicted model, not a curated record.